AUGGCAUCUAACGGCAUUGGUUGGCACAAUCCUCAUACAUUCCUUUCAGGAGCAGUGGAUCCGGAUGACACUGAAGGCCUCACUUGUGAAAUCAAGACGUACGAGGCUCGCUUCAAUUCUCAGGGGGAACAAAUAACUCUGCAAGUUGGUGCAAGACGAGACCUUGAUAGGCUGAAGGAUAGGGAUCACGACUCGGCGCUUGUGCUCACAAGGUUCUAUAGAAGAAACAAGGAGCUCGAUUUUACAGAGUUGGAAGUGCGCUCACCGUAUCUCAAGGCGGCUCUCCGAGCAGUCAUCGAAGAUUACCCCGGUAUGAACAUACACUCAGGCAGGAUCGUCAUUCGGGAUCUUCCCAGACCUAUUUUUCACUAUCGCGAGGAGAUCCAACGCUACGCAUCCCAACUCCAAGACCCCAUCGCGAAGGAACACAUUGCCUUCGGCUUGAGGUAUAUGUACAAGACCUUACAAAGAGAGGUGAAGAGCUACUACAACCUAAUGAAUUGCCAGCCAUCUAUUCUUCCCGGAUUGGAAUUUCUGACACUUUGGAUGGCGUUUCGACCUGGCUGUCUGAUAUACACAAAGAAAAAUAAUGUCGAGAAAGUGCUGCUCUUGAGGACAAUGACGAGGUGCCCAUGUCCCAAACCAAAAUGCUGCGAUGGACAAUGGACGCUCACCGCCGACCGAAUAGACUACAAUGGCACAGACUUUGGUUAUGCCGGAGCGAUUAUUUUUGUCCGACCAUAUGAUGGUUACAAGCCACUUCAAUUACUCAACGUCCUACCCCUUGAAUACCAUCCGCAGAAAGACCGCAUAACCAAGGAAUUGACUAAUAGAGGCAGAAAAUUCAUCAGCAUGUUAGGAAUCCACCAUCGUUGGUAUGAAGGGACUGCAGCUGCUUUAUCACUACAUAGAAAAAGCACCAUUGAAGGAGAGGAAGAUGAGUUUCCCUUGCAAUCCAUAACUAUCAGAGGUCGAAUCAUCAUUGACUGUGAAGGCUUUGGCCUCAAGUUCCCAAGCCACGAGCCCGAAUUCUCGUACGGCACACACGUCAUCAGUACAGAGUCAGGAGAGCAUCUUGCACUUACAGAUAAGGAUUUCCUUAUCUGCUCUCAUCGGAUUCCAGGGUUUUCGUUGAUAAACAAGCGGUGGUGUUACUUUGAUGUAGACAAGAUCAAAGAUAUCGCAUUCAACACAAAAGCAUUUGGGGCUCUUCUGCUUCCGGAAUACCAAAAAGAAAUGGUACAUUCGCUUGUAAAGGUACACACAGAUAAGAAAAUGCACUUUGACGACGUGAUCAGAGGGAAGGGUAAAGGCAUGAUUUUCCUCCUGCAUGGAACCCCCGGUGUAGGCAAGACUCUCACUGCAGAAAGUGUAGCAGACCAUACUCAAAGGCCAUUGUAUACCGUAAGUUCUGGAGAUCUCGGUAUCAGUGCGAACGUGGUCGAGGAAAAACUCUCAUCAGCUCUUGACCUGGCAACGAAAUGGAACGCCAUAGUGCUCAUCGACGAAGCAGACAUCUUCUUAGAGGAGCGGAGCGCUUACGAUUUGAAGCGGAAUGGUCUCGUUUCCGUCUUUCUUCGAGUCCUGGAGUACUAUGAGGGCAUCAUGUUCCUGACGACGAACCGCGUCAACUCAUUUGAUCCAGCAUUCAAGUCUCGCAUCCACCUCGCAAUCAAAUACCCAUCGCUAUCAAGCCAACUACGGCGCAAUCUUUGGAAGAUGUUCAUCAUAAGAGGCGCACCUGAACACCCUCCCCCAUCAUGGAUGACGGAGCAGUUCCUAGACCGGCUUGCGACAGAAGAAUUAAAUGGCCGGCAGAUCAAGAACAUCGUGCGGACAGCCUAUGCUAUUGCAAUCAGCACCGGGAGCGAAAUGACUACCAAGCACAUCGCCAUGGGUCUGAAGGCCAUCAAGACAUUUGAAGCAGAUAUUAGUGAGGGCCAAGUUGAAAGGAACAGUUCUGAGCAGGAAAAUCCUCCCGAUUCCGAGCACAGAUCGAAGAGAGCAAGAAAUGGAUAGACUCUGGAUAGAAAAAUGCAGGUAUUUGGCUGAGUUUUGGCGGUCAGAUUGAAGAAAACUUGUCUCAUUUUGACUCGCUGAAGUCGUCAGCUGCACAGCUCGCGGAUAAUUUAUGGUACGGGCAUACAGUAGCAAGGCUGCGAGCGUCGCCGACCGAGAGAGCCGUAAAGCAUUUAACCACGGUUCACGAUCGCUGCUAUAUAUUCUGACGUCGUUGGUACAGGUCUGUCGAUUUGGCCCGGAUGGGGAGAGGGGGGGGGAUCUGUCAGUCGUGGUGAGAUGGUGGUCGAUGUUGCGCAUAGUUGUCGUUCGCUAUUACAGUGUUCAUUUCCCUUUAGGUUCAGAUUUGCUCUUGGGAUAAAUUUUCAUAAUUCCGUAGAGAAGUGAUUGGAAGAAAAGAAAAUGGGAAUAAAGAGGAAAUGCAGCAAUAU
Messenger RNA from Cadophora gregata, 2450 nucleotides. RefSeq lists its product as uncharacterized. Lineage: Eukaryota; Fungi; Ascomycota; Leotiomycetes; Helotiales; Ploettnerulaceae. Gene Ontology annotation, molecular function: ATP hydrolysis activity; ATP binding. Bases 1 to 2019 code for a protein of 672 amino acids. The record is from RefSeq and is a predicted model, not a curated record. The transcript is spliced from 4 exons.